AUGGGGGGCUACAAAGUGACCAAGGGGCAGCAGCUGCUCGUGCCCCUCGGCCACGUCAGCAGGAGCGAUCCCCGCUGGGCGGGGGAGACGGGGGAUCUGAGCCCCGAGGUGUUCAACCCCGAGAGGAUGCUCACGCCCGAGGGGCAGAAGCCGGGCUGGCAGGUGCCCUUUGGCCACGGAGGCCGCCACUGCCUGGGCGUCCACCUGGCCAACGCAGAGAUGAAGGUUUUCCUCGCCCUCUUCGCACAGGGCUAUGCCGCGCAGGUCGACACCAACACUGAGUGGGUGUACCUCGUGGGCAGGGUCCCCGUCAGUGGCCUGCCGACGCGCUUGGAGAAGCUGCCCGCGGCGGCGCCCGCGGCGGCGUGA
Monoraphidium neglectum is the source of this 369-nucleotide messenger RNA. RefSeq lists its product as hypothetical. Lineage: Eukaryota; Viridiplantae; Chlorophyta; Chlorophyceae; Sphaeropleales; Selenastraceae. Bases 1 to 369 code for a protein of 122 amino acids. The record is from RefSeq and is a predicted model, not a curated record. The transcript is spliced from 3 exons. Gene Ontology annotation, molecular function: heme binding; monooxygenase activity; iron ion binding.